CUCUGCGUUUCGGAUCAGUGACGGCGGAUUCCCAGCCGGCCGGCGUCGGGGCUGCUGGGAGGAUGCGAAGCCCGAGCGCGGCGUGGCUGCUGGGGGGCGCCGUCCUGCUGCUCGCAGCCUCUGCCUCCUGUAAUCACACCACCCCAGGAACCAACAGAUCUGCUAAAGGAAGGAGCCUUAUUGGUAAGAUUGAUGGUUCAUCUCAUGUCACUGGAAAAGGAGUCACAGUACAACCAGGCUUUUCUGUGGAUGAGUUUUCUGCAUCGGUCCUCACUGGAAAACUGACUACUGUCUUUCUUCCAAUUGUCUACAUAAUUGUAUUUGUGGUUGGUUUGCCAAGUAAUGGCAUGGCCCUGUGGGUCUUUCUUUUCCGAACAAAGAAGAAACACCCCGCUGUGAUUUACAUGGCCAAUCUGGCCUUGGCAGACCUCCUCUCUGUCAUCUGGUUCCCCUUGAAGAUUGCCUACCACAUUCAUGGCAACAACUGGAUUUACGGGGAAGCUCUAUGCAAGGUGCUCAUUGGCUUUUUCUACGGCAACAUGUACUGUUCCAUUCUCUUCAUGACCUGCCUUAGCGUGCAGAGGUAUUGGGUCAUUGUGAACCCCCUAGUGCACCCCAGGAAGAAGGCAAACAUUGCCAUCUGUGUGUCCUUGGGAAUAUGGUUGUUGAUUCUGCUGGUCUCCAUCCCCCUGUAUGUCGUGAAGCAGACCACGCACAUUCCAGCCCUUAACAUCACAACCUGUCAUGAUGUUCUGCCUGAGGAUGUGUUGGUGGGAGACAUGUUCAAUUACUUCCUCUCUCUGGCCAUUGGAGUCUUUCUGUUCCCAGCCUUCCUCACAGCAUCUGCCUACGUGCUGAUGAUCAGAACACUGCGAUCUUCUGCCAUGGAUGAGAACUCGGAAAAGAAAAGACAGAGAGCCAUCAAACUCAUUGUCACCGUCCUGGCCAUGUACCUGAUCUGCUUCACUCCUAGUAACCUUCUGCUCGUGGUGCAUUAUUUCCUGAUUAAAAGCCAGGGCCAGAGUCAUGUCUAUGCCCUGUACAUCAUAACCCUGUGCCUCUCUACCCUCAACAGCUGCAUUGACCCAUUUGUCUAUUACUUCGUUUCACAAGAUUUCAGGGAUCAUGCAAAGAACGCUCUCCUCUGUCGAAGCGUCCGUACUGUAAAGCAGAUGCAAGUAUCACUCACCUCUAAGAAAUUCUCUAGGAAAUCCAGUUCUUACUCUUCAAGUUCGACCAGCAUUAAACCCUCCUAUUGAGUUUUAUAGCUUCUCAGGUGGAAGUUUUACAGCAGGAUUUGGAGCCUGCUUAAUGUUCUGGGGACAUGUCUGUUAUUUCCAAGCAGGACUUACCACAUACCAUAGACAUGCAGCACCUCUCAGGAUUGCUAGAAGUUUCCCUGUUUGCAUAAGAAAAGCCCCCCAAAUUGACACAGAUGUCAGGUUCAGAAUCCUUUACUCAGAUGCUCCCAGAAACUGAACUCUGAGAGAAGCAGACUUUUUCAGUAGGUGGCAAAA
Messenger RNA from Galeopterus variegatus (Sunda flying lemur), 1517 nucleotides. It is a transcript of the gene F2RL1, whose product is annotated as coagulation factor II (thrombin) receptor-like 1. The coding region runs from base 63 to 1259 and encodes 398 amino acids. The record is from RefSeq and is a predicted model, not a curated record. Gene Ontology annotation, biological process: phospholipase C-activating G protein-coupled receptor signaling pathway; thrombin-activated receptor signaling pathway; blood coagulation. Gene Ontology annotation, molecular function: thrombin-activated receptor activity. Gene Ontology annotation, cellular component: membrane. The transcript is spliced from 2 exons. NCBI's taxonomy places the organism in Eukaryota, Metazoa, Chordata, Mammalia, Dermoptera, Cynocephalidae.